Molecule: messenger RNA, 622 nt
Organism: Vicia villosa (hairy vetch)
Lineage: Eukaryota; Viridiplantae; Streptophyta; Magnoliopsida; Fabales; Fabaceae
Product: large ribosomal subunit protein eL34-like
Exons: 4
Coding region: 79-441 (120 amino acids)
Biological process (GO): translation; ribosome biogenesis
Cellular component (GO): ribosome; cytosolic large ribosomal subunit
Molecular function (GO): structural constituent of ribosome
Source: RefSeq, a predicted model, not a curated record
UUAUACUCAUAGCGGCGCAUAAUUCACUUCCUCUGAAAACCCUAGUAUCGUAAACGGUGAGGCAGAGCUUGAUCAAAGAUGGUGCAGCGUCUCACCUACCGCCGGCGUCACAGCUAUGCAACAAAAUCUAAUCAGCACAGGGUUGUGAAGACCCCAGGUGGUAAGCUUGUUUAUCAGACCACGAAGAAGAGGGCUAGUGGACCUAAGUGCCCUGUUACUGGCAAGAGAAUUCAAGGAAUUCCACACUUGAGACCCACCGAGUACAAGAGAUCAAGGUUGUCUAGGAACCGUAGGACUGUGAACCGUGCAUACGGUGGAGUAUUGUCGGGAGGUGCUGUUAGGGAAAGGAUCAUUAGAGCUUUCUUGGUUGAAGAACAAAAAAUUGUGAAGAAGGUUCUUAAAAUUCAAAAGACAAAAGAAAAGCAGGCUUCAAAGGCAUGAUUUUGGACCAUGAGUUAACAAUCUUUUUGGAGGAAUCUUAGUUGUGUGAUUAUAGUAAAUCACAUUUUAUUAGUUUUUCCCAUGUUACUUGUGUUUUGCUUCUUUGAACUCAUUACUGAGCAAUUGUUAAAACAUUGUCAACUAUUCCCUUGUGAUACAAUUUUGUUUGUCUUGUUUUGUA